AUGCAUACAAGGAAAAAUCCAAAAGGCGAGCUUGUUCCUUUCGAUCCUGAACUUCUGAAAACAAUUCGCAUCAACAAAAAGCUUAAGGAAGCAAGCUCGUCUUCACCAAAAGCAGAGGAAGAGGUGUACGACAUCUUAUCACUCUUCCAAGAGCAACCUUCAACGCCAACACCUCAACCAAUGGCUCUCACCAUUAGGCAACUUUCAACCUCUGUGAUUCCACCUGGUGGAGUGCCAACCUGCAUAACCUACCCUGCUGCAGCUGAGGGAUUAACAGCUGAUUUUGAGUUGAAGUCUGGGUUGCUUCAUCGUCUUCCUACAUUCCAUGGACUCCCUAUGGAAGAUCCCAACAACCACUUGCAGGAAUUUCAGUUCAUAUGCACUAGCAUGAAGCCUCAAGGAGCUGAUGAGCAUAUUCUAAAGUUAAAAGCCUUCCCAUUUUCGUUAGCUGACAAGGCAAAGCAAUGGCUUUAUGAGUUGCCUAGUGGACGAAUUACAUCUUGGGGAGACAUGAUGAAGGCGUUUCUGGAGAAGUACUUUCCUACAUCUCGCAUCAUCAUGUUGAGGAAGAAGAUAAGUGGAAUCCAGCAAGGGCAAGAGGAGUCCUACGCAGAGUACUAUGAGAGGGACAUGCUAGAUGCAGCUUCUGGUGGAUCAUUUGUUGACAAGGAGCCUGCGGCUGGAAUGAUCCUUAUAGAGAAUAGGGCCUUGAAUCAACAACAAUAUGGAAGCUCUAGGCCCAAAGUCACCACCAUUCGUGAAAAAGUCCAUGAGGGAUCACAUGGACAAGUCAUGGUGUGUGGAGUGUGCUCAAUGCAAGGGCAUAUGUCUGACCAAUGCCCUCAACUCAUGGAAGGAGGAAACUUUGAAGGUGUCAACGCCCUAGGGUUCCAACAAGGGUACCAACGUCCAAGGAAUGACCCAUAUUCUAACACCUAUAACCCUGGCUGGAGGGAUCACCCCAAUUUUCGUUGGAGGGACAAUGAAAACGCCCAACAGGCUUCUCAAAGCUUCAAUCAACGUCCUCCAGGCUUCUUCCCAAAGCCUCAGGCUCCUCUAAACUCUACUACUUUCAAUACUUCAAAUUCUAAUUCAAAUGUCUCUUCUUCUAAUGAUGAAUUGAUUAAAGCAUUAGCAAAGUCUACUCAAGCUUUACUUGCAGGUCAAAAUACUCAUGAGAGACAGAUCAACACCAUUAGUACUGACAUGGCAGAGAUGAAGAAGCAAAUGAGCCAAGUAGUGGAGUUCAUGGGAAAAUUUCAUGAGCAAGGUAAGCUCCCAAGUGGCACCAUUCCUAAUCCUCACUUUGAGCAAGCAAAAGCCAUAACAACAAGGAGUGGAAGGACCACCAUAGACCCCCCUAUGGCGUCAAAGAAGAACCAGGUUGUCCAAGAGGAUGAGGAGGACGUCAUUGUCCAGAAGAAUGACAAGGAAGAAGAUCCUGCAACGCAGAAAAAGGAGAGCAUGACGCCAACUUCAAAAGGAAAGGAUAAAAGUGGGUCUGCUACGUCCAGGAUUGAAACUAACCUUGCAAUCCCAGAAUCUGCUACGUCCAGGAUUGAAACUGACCUUGCAAUCCCAGAAUCUGCUACGCCCAGGAUUGAAAGCUCAUUGCAAUCCCCAACGAAACCAGAAACCAAAGGUAAAUUGUCUAACUCUUCAGUUCCGGUUAUUACUAAUGCUUUCCUUUCUCCUAUGCCUUUUCCUCGCAGAUUUGCUAAAUCCAAACAAGAAGAAAGCGACAUGGCUGUUUUGGAUACUUUUAAAAAAGUGCAGGUCAACAUUCCCCUUCUUGAAGCUAUAAAACAAGUGCCCAAAUAUGCAAAGUUUUUGAAAGAGCUUUGUACAACAAGAAGGAGAAUUCGAGAAAAGGAGGUUGUGAAGGUGAAUGAGAAUGAGGGGGCAAAACCAACUAGAGAGGCUCAACGUCGUCUAAACCCUCCAAUGAUGGAAGUUGUGAAAAAGGAAGUCAUCAAAUUGCUAGACUGUGGCGUCAUAUACCCUAUUUCGGACAGUAAAUGGGUCUCACCAGUUCAAGUUGUGCCAAAGAAGUCCGGAAUAACGGUUGUGAAGAAUGAAGAGAAUGAACUUGUGCCCCAAAGAACCGUGACUGGCCAUAGAGUCUGCAUCGAUUAUAGGAAGCUUAACGCCACCACCAGGAAAGACCACUUUCCUCUACCCUUCAUCGAUCAAAUGCUUGAAAGGUUAGCUGGUCAUUCUUUUUAUUGUUUCCUUGAUGGUUAUUCUGGUUAUAAUCAAAUAUGCAUAGCUCAAGAGGAUCAAGAGAAAACAACUUUCACUUGUCCUUUUGGCACUUUUGCUUACCGUCGAAUGCCAUUUGGACUUUGCAAUGCCCCAGGUACGUUUCAAAGAUGCAUGCUCAGUAUUUUUUCUGAUUAUAUUGAGAAAAUAAUUGAAGUUUUCAUGGAUGAUUUUAGUGUUUUUGGUGAUAGCUUCGAAAAUUGCUUAGGAAACCUAGAAUUAAUCUUGAAACGUUGCAUUGAAACUAACCUUGUUUUAAAUUGGGAAAAAUGCCACUUCAUGGUUACUCAAGGUAUUGUUCUAGGGCAUAUUGUUUCUUCUAGGGGAAUAGAAGUAGAUAAAGCUAAAGUUGAUCUUGUUCGCUACUUACCCUCUCCCACUUCUGUGAGAGAGGUUCGUUCGUUUCUUGGACAUGCAGGAUUUUACAGACGCUUUAUCAAGGACUUCUCUAAAAUUGCAAGACCCCUAUGUCGACUUUUGCAAAAGGAGGUGACGUUUGAAUGGAAUGAUGAAUGCCAAGUUGCGUUUGAGAAAUUAAAGGAACUUUUGACCUCUGCUCCUAUUAUGCUUCCUCCGGAUUGGUCCUUACCCUUUGAGCUCAUGUGUGAUGCUUCGGAUUAUGCAGUAGGCGCAGUGCUUGGCCAAAGAAAAGAGAAAAAGCCUUAUGCCAUCUACUACGCCUCUCGAACUUUGAAUGACGCUCAAUUGAAUUAUUCGACUACAGAAAAAGAAUUAUUAGCUGUUGUUUUUGCUUUGGAUAAAUUUAGAUCUUAUUUACUUCAAACUAAAGUUGUUAUUUAUACUGAUCAUGCAGCUUUGAAGUAUUUACUCUCGAAGAAGGAAGCAAAACCGAGGCUAAUUCGAUGGAUUCUUCUUUUACAAGAAUUUGAUGUCGAAAUUAAGGACAAAAAGGGGAGUGAAAAUGUUGUUGCAGACCAUUUGAGCCGCCUUGUACAUGGUGAGGACGUCAUACCUCUUGUGGAAACUUUUCCGGAUGAGCAACUCUUCGGAAUUGAGGUAAGUGAACCUUGGUAUGCUGACAUAGUAAAUUUCUUAGUAACUAAAAAAAUACCAAACACAUUGUCAAGUUCUAUGCAUGCAAAACUUAAAAAGACUGCUAGGCAAUAUGUUUGGGAUGAUCCUUAUCUUUGGAAAUUUUGUGCGGAUGGUAUAAUUCGACGUUGUGUGCCUGACUGUGAGUUUAAUCAAACUAGUGGACAAGCUGAGGUGUCCAAUCGUGAGAUCAAGAAGAUUUUGGAGAAAACGGUUAGCCCAAGUCGCAAGGAUUGGAGUCAAAGGCUAGAUGACGCCUUGUGGGCAUAUCGGACAGCGUAUAAGACGCCAAUAGGGAUGAGUCCCUUUAGGUUGGUGUACGGGAAAGCCUGCCAUCUACCUGUGGAAUUGGAACAUCGAGCUUGGUGGGCUGUGAAGAGCUUCAACAUGGACUUAGACGAAGCUGGGAUUCAUAGAAAGCUUCAAGUGAAUGAGUUGGAAGAAAUACGUAAUGAUGCAUACGAGAGCUCAAGGAUUUAUAAAGAGAAAACUAAGGCCUUUCAUGACAAGAUGAUUCGUGGAAAAACAUUCAUAGCAGGCCAAAAAGUUUUAUUGUUUCACUCUCGUCUCAAACUCUUUCCAGGUAAGCUUCGCUCGCGUUGGGUUGGUCCUUUUGUUGUUACUUAUGUUUUUCCCCACGGAGCUGUGCAGAUUCGAAGUGAGCAAACGGGCAAUGAGUUCAAGGUGAAUGGCCAUCGCUUGAAGCCAUAUUACGAAGCCUUUAAGGAGAGCAACGUGGAGGAAGAGGACCUUCAUGACACACCACCUCCCACGGAUUAA
This is a messenger RNA of Rosa rugosa (rugosa rose), 4095 nucleotides long. RefSeq lists its product as uncharacterized. The transcript has 5 exons. The record is from RefSeq and is a predicted model, not a curated record. The coding region runs from base 1 to 4095 and encodes 1364 amino acids. Gene Ontology annotation, molecular function: nucleic acid binding. Lineage: Eukaryota; Viridiplantae; Streptophyta; Magnoliopsida; Rosales; Rosaceae.